Messenger RNA from Molossus molossus (Pallas's mastiff bat), 1380 nucleotides. It is a transcript of the gene TMEM243, whose product is annotated as transmembrane protein 243. NCBI's taxonomy places the organism in Eukaryota, Metazoa, Chordata, Mammalia, Chiroptera, Molossidae. Bases 533 to 889 code for a protein of 118 amino acids. The record is from RefSeq and is a predicted model, not a curated record. The transcript has 5 exons.
GCUGGAGGAUCCAAGGGGGACCCUGCAGCGCAGCGCGGGGACCAAGUGCCGGCUCUCUGCCAGCUGGAUAGAUCUCUUUCUUGACCGCCCCCGGGGCCUGGGCACCGAAUCCCUGCACGGGUGUGGACCUGGGACCCUUGGUCCCCAGCUCGGCCAGGACUCUCCAGCGUGCAGGCGGCUGGGGACGCCGAGGUUUGGCCUGCGGGCGCGGGAGCGGCGCGGGGUUUUCCGGAGGCGACCAAUCCGUGCGGGGCUGAGGCGGCUUCUGUCCUGUCCGCUUCGGCCGGAGAGCCCGAGGAGAGCAGCGGCAGGCGCCCGGCCCGCGGCUGCUCAAGAUGAGGAGGAGAGCGGGGCUGGGGCGGAGCUGUCUGGUCCCCCGGAUCUGAGCGCCCCCACGGGGACUUCCGCACGCACCUGGGGUUCGGCUAUGUGUGCCCGGUGACCAGGCGGCGUGGGAGCCCCGACCCGAGACUGCGGGAGGGAAUGCUGGCUUGGUUUUGAGUGACUUUGGGGAGAGUGAAGAAACCCCAACAUGGAGGACUUUACCACAAGGACCUACGGCACCAGUGGUCUGGACAACAGACCUCUGUUCGGAGAGACGUCGGCCAAGGAUCGAAUCAUCAAUUUAGUUGUUGGCAGCUUAACAUCCUUAUUGAUUCUAGUAACGCUGAUCAGUGCUUUUGUUUUCCCUCAACCACCUCCAAAACCAUUGAAUAUAUUUUUUGCUGUCUGCAUCUCUUUGAGUAGUAUUACUGCCUGCAUACUUAUCUACUGGUAUCGACAAGGAGACUUAGAACCGAAAUUUAGAAAUCUAAUUUACUAUAUCUUAUUUUCUAUCAUCAUGUUAUGUAUAUGUGCGAACCUGUACUUCCAUGAUGUGGGAAAGUGAGGCUGCCAAGGAGAAAAUACUUACCAGGUCUCUUCAAAGCUAUACAUUAGGACUGUGAAUAAAGCUGGAUAAAGUAUGCUGAAGAAUCUCCUGCAGAAGUCUGAUACAUGAUUUUCAUGUUAAUUGUAAAUCUAAAUUCCCUCUUGCAGGGGAGACAUAUCAUAGAUCACUCUGCUUUUUUCUUUAAGGAGCUGAUGUUGCACUUCAACAUUCCAAUCCUUAAAGCUCCAACAGCACAAGUAAUUUUCACUUUUGAAACUGAAAAUUUUUAUAAUGUAAUUGCAUGGCGAAAGGCUAUGUUAACAAACAAUCUUACAUUUUAAGACAAAUAUUCUUUUAUUUCUGUUAAACUGAAUAUACAAUUAUUGUUCCCUAGGCCACCAACUCUUGCUUAUAACUACAAUUUAAUUUCACAUUAACAAAACACAGAUGGUGAAGACAAUUUGAUUGUGAAGAUCUAAUUACAAUAAUAAAUAAAAUAAUUUAUACAA